Molecule: messenger RNA, 1251 nt
Organism: Macrosiphum euphorbiae (potato aphid)
Lineage: Eukaryota; Metazoa; Arthropoda; Insecta; Hemiptera; Aphididae
Source: the annotation of a GenBank genome assembly
AUGUCUAAUUUGCAAAUUAGUGCUGCAGCAUAUAUAUAUAUUCAUUACGCAUUAAAAAAAAAAAGAAAACAAAGAAGAUGGUGGCAGACGCAACUUUUUAAAAGCAGAGAUGAACAUAGUGGAAACGUGUUAUUGAGUGAUUUAAAAUUUCAAGCUAUAAGUGGACAAUACAAAAAUUUUACUCGAAUGUCACCAACUGAUUUUGAAUACUUGAUUAAUUUAAUUGGACCGAAAAUUGCCAAACAGGAUACAUUCAUGCGAAAAUCAAUUACCGUUCAAGAGAGACUGUCUAUAACUUUACGCUUUUUGGCAACAGGCGAUCACUAUAGUAGUUUACAAUACCUUUUUAGAGUAUCCAAACAAGCAAUCAGUCAAAUAAUUCCAGAAGUCUGUAGAGCUCUAAUUGAAGCACUGAAAUACAAUAUACAGAUACCAUCCACAGAAGAAGGUUGGUUUGAUAUUGAACGACAGUUUGAAGAAAAUUGGAACUUCCCUCAUUGCUUAGGCUCAUUAGAUGGCAAACACAUUGUUAUUCAAGCACCCAUUAAUAGCGGCAGUGAAUUUUUCAAUUAUAAAAAUUCAUUUAGCAUUGUGCUUUUUGCUUUAGUCGACGCAAGUUAUAAUUUUUUGUUCGUCGAUAUAGGGUGUCAGGGAAGAAUUUCCGAUGGCGGUGUUUUUAAAAACUCUACUUUGUACAAAAAACUCGAAAAUAAACAGCUGCGAUUUCCUAAACCAGAACCUUUACCUAAUAGACAAAAAGAAAUUAGUUUUUUUUUUAUUGGGGAUGAUGCGUUUGCUUUAAACGAAAACCUGAUGAAAGUAUUUUCUGGAGUUUAUCCAAAAGGUUCUCUCCAAAGAAUAUUUAACUACAGGCUAUCGAGAGCAAGAAGGGUUGUAGAGAACGCUUUUGGAAUCAGCUCAUCGAUUUUUCGUGUACUUCGAAAACCGAUUCUUUUGGAGCCAGAAAAUACUCAAAUUAUUGUAAAAACAGUUGCACAUCUUCAUAAUUUUUUAAGAAGGAAUACAACUUCUUCAAAUAUUUACUCACCGCAUGGAAGUAUGGACUAUUAUGUAAACGGCGAGUUGGUAUAUGGUUCAUGGAGAAAUGAUGACUAUGAAAAUAGAACCUCAUUACUGGAUUUAAGAAACGUUGCUCGUCGAUCGCCUUUAGUAGCGAAAGAAAUUCGUGAAGAAUUAGCUGACUAUUUCCUAAAUGAAGGACAAGUUUCCUGGCAAAAUGACUACAAUUAA